Molecule: messenger RNA, 3045 nt
Organism: Misgurnus anguillicaudatus (oriental weatherfish)
Lineage: Eukaryota; Metazoa; Chordata; Actinopteri; Cypriniformes; Cobitidae
Gene: fscn1a
Product: fascin actin-bundling protein 1a
Biological process (GO): establishment or maintenance of cell polarity; actin filament bundle assembly; cell migration
Cellular component (GO): filopodium; lamellipodium; ruffle
Molecular function (GO): protein-macromolecule adaptor activity; actin filament binding
Source: RefSeq, a predicted model, not a curated record
GUGUCCGUGCGCCCGCGCUGUGAGGCUGCAGAAAGAGAGAGAGACGCGCGCACACGCACGCUCGCUCCUUCAAACAAAGAGACCCAUCAACAUCCUCACACAGUGCACCAGCGAAACGCACUCCUGUUCAGGCCAAGGAACGCACCAUGACGGCAAACGGAACCAGCGACAUGCUCAAAAUCCAAUUCGGAUUGAUCAACUGUGGAAACAAGUAUCUCACCGCAGAAACGUUUGGGUUCAAGAUCAACGCAUCAGCGACCAGCAUGAAGAAAAAACAGAUCUGGACCCUGGAGCAGGAUGGUGAGGACUCAAACACGUUUUACCUGAAGAGUCAUCUGGGUCGGUACAUUGCAGCAGACAAGGACGGUAACGUCACGGGUGAAAGCGAGGUGCCCACGGAGGAUUGCCGGUUCAUAAUCACAGCCCACGAUGAUGGGCGCUGGUCGCUGCAGUCCGAACCGCACAAACGAUACCUCGGCGGUACCGAAGACAGGAUCACGUGCUUCGCCCAGACCAUCUCCAUCGCGGAGAAAUGGUGCGUGCACAUUGCCAUGCACCCGCAGGUGAACAUCUUCAGCGUCACCCGAAAACGUUACGCGCACCUGAGCUCAGAGCAGCACGAGAUCGCCAUCGACAGGGACGUCCCGUGGGGCGUCGACUCUCUCAUCACCUUGGUCUUCCAGGACCAGAGGUACCAUCUGCAGACCUCUGACAACCGCUUCCUGGUGAAUGACGGGACCCUGUCCCAAAAGCCUGAUAAGACAACGGGAUACACCCUGGAGUUCAGGUCUGGAAAGGUGGCCUUCAGAGACUGCACUGGGAAGUACCUGGCUCCCUCUGGUCCCAGUGGAACCAUGAAGUCCGGCAAGAGCUCCAAGGUUGGAAAAGAUGAGCUUUUCGUUUUGGAGCAGAGCCAUCCUCAAGUGGUGCUCACCGCUGGCAACGAGAGGAAUGUGUCCACCAGGCAAGGCAUGGACCUCUCGGCCAACCAGGACGAGGAAGGUGACCAGGAGACUUUCCAAAUGGAAAUCAGUAAGGACACAAAGAAGUGUGCCUUCAGGACCUGCACUGGCAAAUACUGGACUCUCACAGCUAAUGGUGGCCUUCAAUGUACCGCCUCUACCAAGUCUGCUAACUGCUACUUUGACAUUGAAUGGCGUGGGAAGAAGAUCCUGCUGCUUGCCAACAAUGGAAAAUAUGUGGCCGCCAAAAAGAACGGACAGCUGGCUGCCACUAUUGACUCGGCAGGCGAGACAGAGGAGUUCCUGAUGAAACUCAUCAACAGGCCCCUCAUCGUGCUGAGAGGCGAGCACGGAUUCAUCGGCUGCAGAAGGGUGACCGGCACUUUGGAUUCCAACCGUUCUUCGUACGAUGUCUUCGGACUGGAGUUCAGAGACGGAGCUUACAGUUUGCAAGACUCCACAGGAAAGUACUGGAUGGUGGGCAGCGAGUACAACGUGCUUAGCAGUAGCGACGCCCCCGUGGACUUCUUCCUCGAGUUCUGCGACUUCAACAAAGUGGCCAUCAAGUCAAGUGAAGGAAAGUAUCUGAAGGGAGAUCACGCUGGCGUUCUGAAGGCCAACGCCGAUGAGCUGGACGGCUCCACUAUGUGGGAGUACUAAAGGCACUUUAGUUACCACUGUGGCAUUUUCUUUCCACUUUCCUUUACACAUUUUGAAUAUGAUUUUGAAUACGCGUGAGCACAAAGGCAAACAGCAGAGAGAACUCGAAGGGUUUAACUUCUUGUCUAUAUUUUCCAAUCUGUCGAAAUGCUUCAGCUUUUGGGUGCCAUGAAAUUACCGCAGUGUUGUACGAAUACGUGUGGCCAAAACUGGGACUUAACUGGCAUCCAAACAUGUGUUGUUUAAAGAAAUCUCACACCAUCUCAUUCUGUCAUAACAUUUGACUGAUAGUCAAAUCAAGAGUCCACUGUUUGAGCGAAUGAGCAGUGUCUGUCAGCCUGGCGUCAGGAUUUUUUUUAAGAGUAAAGCUUAAUGUGGUAACCCUCCCUUGUCUUUGCACAGUCCUGUAUGAGCCUCACACUUCUAAUAUUAACAAACCCUUGUGACUGUUAGCUCAUGAUAUGAUGUACUGAUUUCCCUUGUAUUAUUGCCGGUCAUAAAUAUCUUAAUGAGAGGACAAUGGCAAUAUUUAAAGAUAAAUGAAUGUUGAUCUUUUUUUCUUAAACUUGACAGAGAUAUGAAGGAAGCUUUCUGAGCGCUGAAAUGUUUUGUUGUUUUUGUAUUUGAAGCAUGGCAGUGCGCUGAUGUGUAAUACAGUAUGUACUGCCUCAUUACCUGUGCUAUUAUAUUAAUUUUAAUGCUUAUAACUGGAUUGGUACAGUACUGUAGCAGUCCCUCAUCUCAAAAGUAGAGUCUGGAAUUUCCGAGACUCUUGGAAUUGCCAAUGAAGAUAUUAAAACGGGAAUUUUUCUGCAACUUGAAAGUGAUGUCAUCGUUGCGUUGUGUGCUGUGUAGCAGUGAAUGUGAUCAUAUCGAGAUGAGGUUGUUGCAGGUUCAACACGAUAUUUAUGGUAAAUUAACCACUUUUCCUCUUGAUCCUGACAAUUCUUAAAGGAUCGACGGGUCUGUGUUUAGUACUGGACUUGUGUAAUGGUUUCACUGGAAUAACGCCAACUCUAGUUUUGUUUUUAUUUGUUUUAAUAAGGCACAGACAUGAUCGUAAACCUGGUAUAAAAGCCAAAACUGAGGUGGUGUUUAGUCUACAGUGGAUAUUAUGGUAAAUCAUUUAACAGACCCAAGACAGGAAGCCAUUAUUUUGGCUCACUAAAAUUUGACUGCUAGUUUAAAGUCAUCCACAGAUUUGAUUAAACUGGUGCUCUUCAUCUUAUGUGAUAUAAGAGUAGAUAUAUUUAGACAUGACUGUGCCUUAUUAGAAGGCCAUUAUGGGAAAAACACAUUCCACAUCAAUACUUUGUAAGACUUUACAAAUGUCUUUUUUAUAUUGUUUUGAUAUUAUGCUUAUUUUUCCUCAUGUGCCAUGGGUACAAACGAAAUCGGAAAAUAAAUACAGUUUGAAUAUGAA